Molecule: messenger RNA, 912 nt
Organism: Suillus paluster
Lineage: Eukaryota; Fungi; Basidiomycota; Agaricomycetes; Boletales; Suillaceae
Exons: 6
Coding region: 1-912 (303 amino acids)
Source: RefSeq, a predicted model, not a curated record
AUGGCAAGAUCAGGUCAUUCCACUCAGUUGACUUCUAGAAGACACAGAACGCAUCAACCACAGUCACAGAAGCUCAUGGAAAACGAAAUUUCAGAGCUGAAGAACUACCUUCCUGAGUGGACUUCUGCAAAAAGGAGUGAGAAAUGGGGAGUUUUCAAUGCCAUAGCUCAAGCGGCCAGGUUAUUUGCUCCUAAGGUCGACCAAGGACAAUGGAAAAAGAGGAAGCAGGUGAUCUAUCAGCAGAACAGAGAGGAAGUGCUAAAGAGGAUCAAGGACAAGUUCGGGGCAAAGCCAGGAGGUCAAGACAUGUUCAAGCAUUAUCAAGCUGCAGUGAAGAAGGUCAUGGCCGAAUUGUCCGAGGAUGAGUUGGAGAAGGCGAAAGAAACUGCCAAAGAAUGGUCCAACAACUUUCCUCCUCCUGAGACACAGGCGCAAGUCGCCCGUGAGAAGGGACCUGUAUAUAUGGAGCACUUUUCAAACGAGAUGUGGAGACAAUGCGGGAUGAGAGUGUUUGUGUUGUUGGCUUGGAAGAAUGAACGCAGAGAGGUGCUGUUCGGGAUGCAUGAUGACAACGAGGCAUUAGGGGAUGGGGACAGCUUCAGGAAGACAAAGGACUGGGAGGACAUAGAGCCAGUUUGGCAGGAGUACAUGCAGGAACAGUUCGGUGGUGAGGCAUGGGAUGGAGGGCGACAGAAACCGGUGUUUGAUCUGGAAAUGGACGGGAAUGGGAUGCCGUUGCUUCUGGACAUCACGGAAACAAAACUGAAGGAGAAGAAGGCCAUAUAUCUUCCAGAGGAUGUAAACUUGAAGGAGCCUUCCAAGUUGCAAAAUUGGGAUACCACCGCCUUGCUCAAUUUCUGGUAUGCUCGUCAGAAGAUGGGUGAAGGUCCAAUGUUCCUGUUCAAGGCAUGA